CCUCGCUACUGCCAUUUGCCUUGUCUAUGAAAGUGUUUGUUCCAUCCUCUGGCUGCAGCGACGCAUAGCUCUCCAACUAAAUUCCUGGUUCAUUACUGAUAGAAAUUAGUGUUGGUGCGGUGAUCUUUAGUCAACCCGGGAGUCAGCGUCUGUUCCUAGUAGCCCACUGCCACCAGUGCUCCAGUUGACUUCGCAACUGAACAGGGUCCUGCAAGGACGGUCAUGGAACGCACUGUAACCAUUCUGGCCCCGUUGACCCCUCAUAACUCUACCUGUGGGUAUUGCUCGCCUCCUGGGAAGCGGAGCGAAACCAAGUCCAGUUGCCAUGCCGCGGAAUGCAUCCCUUUGCGGAUGUCCUGUGAGGGGUACCAGAAGAUGAUAGACCGUGGUUGGAGACGGUCAGGCACGUAUUGUUAUAAGCCUGACCUCAAGAAGUCUUGUUGCCCACAAUACACGAUCAGGCUUGACGCCAACAAAUUCAAACCGUCCAAAUCCCAGCGAAAGCUCCUCAAUCGGUGGAAUCGCUUCGUGCUCCGCGGGGAUACCAACGAGGAAGCCUUCGAUGAGGCGACAAGCAUACCUAAGAAGGGUAGUCCUCACAAAGGCAAGAAAACGGAGACGGCAUUUUCUCUGACGCAGGAAAUACAUGCUUCUGAACAUGACUUUUGUACAUGCAAAUCGCCGAAACAUCGGUUCGAGGUCACACUUGAGCCUUCCUCGUUCACAGACGAGAAAUUCGAUUUAUAUCAGAGUUACCAACGCAAUAUACAUUGCGAAGAGGACAAGAUGCCGAGCAGCUUCAAACGCUUUCUCGUCGAGACACCGUUACAGCGUGAAACCAUACCAUAUCCCUCCCCGCCACCAAGUCAUUUACCACAAGAAUACGGGUCGUACCACCAAUUGUACAGACUUGACGGGGAACUCAUCGCGAUGGGUGUCAUUGACGUGCUCCCAAAUUGCGUCUCAAGUGUGUACUUCAUGUACGAGAAGAAAUGGGAGAAGCAUUCCUUAGGCAAGCUCAGUGCCCUGCGAGAGGCUUCACUCGCCAAGGAGAUGUACGACACGGGGUUGACUGACAUGGGGUUCUUGUACAUGGGCUUCUACAUUCACUCCUGCCCGAAGAUGCGAUACAAAGGAGACUACGCCCCGUCAUACCUGGCUGAUCCCGAGGAAUACACUUGGUGCCCUUUCGAGCAAUGCCGCCCCGCACUAGAGGGGCACAGAUACGUCAGCUUCGCACAUCCCGAGCAUAAUCUGGAGGGACCGCCAGAUGUUCCUGAAGACGAUUCUAUUCAAGAGCAGGAGCUUCCUGCAUCUGUACUGUCGGAGGCUCACAUUAUACAGACGGGCCGACGCGGCGGUGCGGUUGCUGUGCCUGUGAUAACUUCCCCGCAGUGGAGGCGAUCCCAAGAAAGGCUCGCCAUCUCAGCGCUGUUGAAUGGGUUAGGACCUGAGCUCGCCGCUGAGGUGCUUCUGUUCAUGGCAUAUGAACUGUGAACUGUGUGGGUCACCGCCGGAGGGUUGCUCACUGUUAUACAAGCACUUGUGUACUUUGUAUGUACGACGAUUAUUAUAGUCUACCGCGGAGGAGAGACCUGCGGUAUGAGUUCCAGCCUCCGA
This is a messenger RNA of Rhodofomes roseus, 1620 nucleotides long. RefSeq names its product arginine-tRNA-protein transferase. NCBI's taxonomy places the organism in Eukaryota, Fungi, Basidiomycota, Agaricomycetes, Polyporales, Fomitopsidaceae. Gene Ontology annotation, molecular function: arginyl-tRNA--protein transferase activity. Bases 223 to 1497 code for a protein of 424 amino acids. Gene Ontology annotation, cellular component: cytoplasm. The record is from RefSeq and is a predicted model, not a curated record. The transcript has 11 exons. Gene Ontology annotation, biological process: protein arginylation.